UGCAUUUAAGUUUGUGCUGUGUGUGUGUUUUGGGGUCGCUUCUGGAAGUCAACGAGUCCAUUGCAUUCUGAUCGUGUCGUCAGUCGCGCGCCCCUGGGAAGGGGGCCCCGUGUACGUACGUGCGUAAUCGGUCGGCCGAGAGAGAGAGGGGCAGUGCGAUGAAACAAGUCUCAGAAAAACCGUGAGCACAAGUAGACUUUCAUCAAACUAAUCGGCACACUUGGACUACACGAGCGUUGUACAUUACUUGAUUGACAGGACGAGCAUGUCAUCCGUGGGGCAGAGAGAAAAGGCUGCCCUCAGGCAGUGCAUUCAGGCCCGGGCCCAGCUGGACGAGGCCAUCGCUGGGGUCAUCAGAGCUGAAGUUCAGCUUCGGAGCAACUCCAGAGAGGUGAAGUCUCAGCUGCACAGCUGUAUCAGUAGACAUCUGGAGAUCCUUCGCUCUCGUGAGGUCUGGCUGUUGGAGCAGAUUGAUCUGGUGGAGCAGCUCAAAGGAGAAACUUUACAUCAGCAGCUACAGCAGCUUCAUUUGCUGAAAGGCCAGUUUGACAUCCUCAUUCAUCAGCUGGAGUACUCCAGUAGUAAUAAUCUUGCCCCCCAGUUUACCAACUGCCUGGAAAAGCUUUCUUCUCUCAAUCUGACUCCUGAAGAAACCCCAGAGAUGAGUUUCCAAGCAGAUGCACGCAGCUUGCGCCAGGCUAUCACAUCCUUUGGGACCAUUUCCACCCAGCAGAAGGAGACCUCAAACUCUUCUGAGAGACCGUGGCUUCUCCAGGACUGCCCAGUUUCUUGCAAGAGACAGAAAGUAGAUCCUGAAUGGGCCACACCUCUGGCUGAGUGGCUUCUAGGAAACCGUUCAGGAAGCAGCGCUCCUACAGGACACCACUUCGACACAGACCUCCAGGACUGGCUGCUUGUUUCCAAGGAAUCUCAGGAAGAGCGACAGUUACCUGCCUUUGACUUCCUAAAAGCUUGGGGCCAGCUUCAAGACCUGGAGUCGUGGCUUCUGAAGGAGAAGUUGCCAGCUCGUGAACGAACCUGUAGCGGAAGCUCGACCUUCUCGAUUGAGAUGAUCGAGGAAAGUGACCUAAACCUGGAUGAGGUGGAAGUGGAAGACGAGCAGGAAAAAGGGGACGGCACUGUUGAGGAAGAAGAACUCAGCAAGUGGCUCUUCAGCCCAAGCACGUUCAAGCAAGAUAAGACCAGCCCGGUGUCAGAUGCUGACCGCUUCAAGCAGAUCAUCAAACCCUUUUACGAGAGCUUCUCCUCCAGCGAUUGGCUACAGAAGUCCGACUGCAGCUCUUGCUGUGCCACACGCAGUGCUGCCGUGGAAAUCGAGAACCUAGGAAAGCUCAAGUGCCUAAAGACUCCACCUUCAUCUGCUGCCAGCACUCCAAUCACCAGUCCAGAAACCAUCGAAAUGUGGCUUCACAAGACCAUCCCUAUCGAGACCACCUGCAAAGCCAAUGAGACCUGUGCCAGCUACGCUCAGUGUGUCUGUGACGACAAUUGUGGAAAAGAGGCCCUUAGUGCUUGGCUCCUCAAGAAAGAGGGUCGAGAUAAGAAUGGUGUUCCUGUCAAUAAGAACGCCCCAAACAAAGCCUCCAGCCAGCAGCAGAAGGUUCAAGCCGUCCUAGAGACGUGGCUGCAUCCGAGCAACAGUACCAAGUCCCCUGCCCUGUCAUCCCUCUCUGCCUGGGUGACCCCAUACAGCAAAACCUCAGACUCUGAGAGCUCCACCCAGGAGCCUUUGCAGAACUGGCUUUUGCCAGCGAUGAAGCACAUAAGCACAACCACUGAGACGCCAAACGAGCCAAAGAGUGAGAACCAUAAAGAGCGAGACAGCAAGGACAUCGAGGAGGAUAAAUGGCUUCUACGCAAGCGGGUGAGUGCACAGGAAAGGCUAGGCCUACCCACAGUAUGUGACCUGUUUUCCUGCAUGAAGCUCAGUGGGGACAAAGAAAAGUGGCUACAUCAAACAGCUACACAGAUAUGAAUGCAACAUCCAUAAGCUUCUGGAGAUUGACUCCAAUGCUAUUUAAUCACUGAUUAUUGCACAAUAUUUUUCUGUAGUGCUCUUUAGCGAUCCAUUCUUCUGGAGAUUGGAAGUGUGAUCUGGACUGAGGCUUUUGGUACACCAUCACUUGAGGACAGACUACUGUCAUUUUGUCCUUUUAUUGGCUUAACACAGUUCAAUUCCAGUAAUGUGGUGGAGACCGAUGUGUUUUUAUUAGAAUUCACUAAUGUCAUUUAGAAAUCACGAGGAAAUGGACCAGAUUGGUGCAUACAAAACAAAUACUUUUUUUCCCCAUGGAGGCAUAGUUGGUGAGGGGGUUUGAGAAGAACUGAAGCAAAAAAUGAAUCUAUAUUAAUUUUAAUCACACACAAUUACAGCUUUUAUUAUUCACAUUUUAGAACUCAGUCUUGCACAUAUAGAGGAAGUCAUGCCUUAAAGCAGAGAGUGAUUUCCUCCAAUUCUUUAAAUAUAUAUUUAUAUAAAAUUUUACUAUUUUCAUAAGUAUAGAAUGAGCUUCACUUGCCGUUUAUUUUACUUUAUUUCAAUAAUUCAAUUAUAUACUUUAGGGGCAUAUAAAAAUCAUGUACCGACUAAACAUAGCAUAACUUCUGUUAUUGAAACCUCGAGAAGUCUGAUCACUCGUGCCUGACAUCGAAUGUGUAGCAAUGCUUGUUGUCAGUCCACCUUAUCAUUUCUGCUGUGUCAUGUGUGUGUUCUUGGUGUUAGGCUCAAAUUUGUGGUAAAUGUUUAGAAUAGAAUCAAUAUAGUUCUUUUUAUAUGGAAUUGGUCAUAUAAUAACCACUGGUGUUGCUUGAUGCCUCUGCUGUGAACCACCCUGUCAGCAUGAAAGACCAGAUUUAUUCUUUCCACUUGCAGAGCAAAGACUGGUUCAAAAAUGAAACUGCUUCUUUUAGAUAGAAUAAAGAAGUUUUUAUAUGUCAUCUCAUGUUCCAGUCGUUCAGUAAGUAAUGGACUAAGGAAUUGGUACACAAACUAACAAUGCAAAAAUCUUUUUUUUUUUGUCAGCAUGUCCCAGUGUUGGACUCCAGUAUUGCACAUGUAUACAUAUGUAGAUCUAAAAUACUGCUUACGUGAUCUCUAAAGCUAAUGAUCAAAUGAAUAAAUAAAAGUACAUAAACGUG
Molecule: messenger RNA, 3159 nt
Organism: Cyprinus carpio (common carp)
Lineage: Eukaryota; Metazoa; Chordata; Actinopteri; Cypriniformes; Cyprinidae
Product: nuclear receptor coactivator 4
Biological process (GO): response to hormone; intracellular iron ion homeostasis
Molecular function (GO): transcription coactivator activity
Source: RefSeq, a predicted model, not a curated record